UAGACGCAUGACUAACUUCCCCGCGUUUUCCUGCGCAUUUACGCACAGCGCGUGAAAGAUAUAUUGGGAACCGAGCUGUCACUGGAAGGCGCCCCCUGACGUAGCGACGUACGCAGGGCGUUGUUCUUCCAUAAUGAGACACUUUAUAACUGCCCCGCAGUCUCUCACAUCAAUCUAGUCGGAGGGACUUGGACGUGGGGACUACGCUUUGAAUAGACUGUGCAAAUUACGCUUGCUGAUAAUCACUGUUUUUUGGGAUUUAUUUUGCUUUCCUCAAAUCUCUUGGGAAAAUGCUGCUUCUACUUCUCGGAAUCAUCUUCCUGCACGGGGCAGCUCUAGUGCUCCUCUUCGUGUCAACGAUUGUCAGUGCGUGGACUGUAGGUUAUUCCUCCACCUCGGAUUUGUGGACGAACUGCACACAAACCAAUGGCGCAUACAUCUGCGAAACGGGCGAAACUGGAGAGUGGAUACAGGCGGUGCAGGCUCUCAUGAUCCUGUCCAUCAUCUUCAGCUUCAUCUCGCUCUUCCUCUUCUUCUGCCAGCUCUUCACUCUGCAGAAGGGCGGCCGCUUCUUCCUCACCGGCGUCUUCCAGGUCCUCGCAAGUCUGUUUGUCAUGAGCGGUGCCAUCAUCUACACAGUGAAGAGUCCGGACUGGGUGCAUGAGUCGGAGUCCUACGGCUUUGCCUACAUCCUGGCCUGGGUGGCCUUCCCCUUGGCGCUGAUCAGUGGACUGAUCUACCUCAUCUUAAGAAAGCGUGAAUGAGAACCCUGACCCUUGACCCCUGACCUUUGACCCCCACCAACAACCUCCCCUCACUAUCCCCAACUCCCUCACCCCCUAAAAUUCCACCCUACCUUACCCCAACUUCCAUCCCCUCUUAUCAACUCCAGAUAACUAAGCUCUGAAGCCAACC
Molecule: messenger RNA, 915 nt
Organism: Alosa alosa (allis shad)
Lineage: Eukaryota; Metazoa; Chordata; Actinopteri; Clupeiformes; Clupeidae
Gene: pmp22b
Product: peripheral myelin protein 22b
Exons: 5
Coding region: 291-764 (157 amino acids)
Cellular component (GO): plasma membrane
Source: RefSeq, a predicted model, not a curated record